AUGGAUACCUUACUGACCGCCGAGAUCGUGGCCAAUUCACCACAGUUUCGUCGCAAGUCGUCCAUCUUUGUAGAUGCAAUCCAUGACUUGCCCGAGAAGGCGGAUCUUGCCCCGGCUCAGCUUUACAGCACCGAGUCGGGUCGAUUGUUCCACUCGGGUCGAAUCGUGAUCAUCACCGUUGGCUUGCCCGCUAGAGGUAAAACGCAUAUAUCAGUUGCUUUGGCAAGAUAUUUGCGCUGGCUCGGUGUCAAAACCAGAAUUUUCCAUCUGGGAGACUACCGUCGCGCCACUAUUCCAUUCGGUGAGGAUAUGCCAGAUGAUUAUUUCUAUGUCAACGGUGGGUGUUGUAUCACUGUGGGUCAUUUGUCUCGCACUAAUAUAUCGAUCUUAGCAACCGCCAAGUCUGUUUUAUUGCGACAAAAGAUCGUGAGAAAAUGUCGUGAAGAUAUUUAUCACUUUUUGAACCAUGAAAAUGGCCAGAUCGCAAUUUACGAUGCUGUUAACCCUCUAGCCUCGGGUCGACGCUCGCUUGCCAAGGAGUUCGCAAAGCAUGACAUUGAGACUCUGUUCAUCGAGUCUCGAUGUGAUGACGAGCGUAUCAUCGAAGAGAAUGUCCGCAGAGUCAAAAUUUCUUCUCCUGACUAUGUGUCAUGGAAAUCAGAAGAUGCCGUGAAACAUUAUCUGAACCGUAUCUCUUCUCGCAUUCCCCAGUUUCAAUCCAUGGAGGAGAAGGAUCUGAACUACAUCAAGAUGAUCAAUGCCGGCGAGAGGCUGAUUGUCAACAACCGAAGUUUUGGUUAUCUUUCCAACCGUAUUGUCUUCUACUUGCUUAAUCUUCACAUCAAAUCGCGACGGACUUACUUCGUACGAGCAGGUGUUUCGCUGGAUGCUGAUUCAUACAAAGCCGAUGCUUCCCUCUCCGAACAAGGGGAAGACUAUGCAAAGAAGAUGACGGCGCGGCUGUUGGCUCACCGAGAAGAAGAAAAGCAAACCAUGAUUGAACGCGGAGAGACCGGUUUCGAGUCUCGUCCUCUGAAGGUUUGGACCUCGACUCGACGCAGGACGAUCGAAACGGCAAAGUAUCUCCACGAGAACGGUUACAAAGUUCGACAAAGAUCCCAGUUAAGCCAAUUGCACCCUGGUGUCUGUGAGCAGAUGUCCGAGAAGCGUAUUCGUGCAGAAUUUGGAGAUGAAGUCUCCAAACACGAGCUGGACCCCUACCACCACCGCUACCCCCGUGCAGAGUCUUAUCACGAUCUGGCUGUUCGCCUGGAACCGAUUAUUCUCGAACUCGAGAGAGAACAAACUGAUUUGCUCAUCAUCGCACACGAAAGUGUCUUGAGGGUCUUGUACGGUUACCUCAUGGCCUGCAACGCUGCAGACAUUCCAUUCCUCGAGUUCCCUCGCGAUGAAAUUAUUGAGAUCAUCCCCGAAAGCUACCAGAAUGUGGCCCAGCAUAUCAAGAUCCCUGGGCUCCCAGAAGAAAUUAUUCCUGACUCCCCUGAGGAUCUCAAAAUCCCAGUGCCCGCGAGUGGAGGUGUGUCACCAAUGCAAGGGCUUGGUAGCCCAGAGGGUCAAGCGACCCCACAGAGUGGCUAUCGAACACCCAGUGGGAUCAGGACACCUCGUGAACCUGAAAGAAUCUCACAGCAGCACGUUGAAGACGUGGUUUAG
Molecule: messenger RNA, 1674 nt
Organism: Penicillium olsonii
Lineage: Eukaryota; Fungi; Ascomycota; Eurotiomycetes; Eurotiales; Aspergillaceae
Source: the annotation of a GenBank genome assembly